CAUGCGCGGGGCGGGCGGCAACAAUGGCGGCCAGCGCCAAGUCCUUCCUGGCCGACGCGGGCUAUGGCGAGCAGGAGCUGGACGCCAACUCCGCCCUCAUGGAGCUGGAUAAAGGCCUCAGGUCUGGGAAGCUCGGGGAGCAGUGCGAAGCCGUCGUUCGUUUUCCGAGGCUCUUCCAGAAAUACCCGUUCCCCAUUCUCAUCAACUCGGCAUUCCUGAAGCUGGCCGAUGUUUUCAGAGUGGGGAACAACUUCCUGAGGCUAUGUGUGCUGAAAGUCACUCAGCAGAGUGAGAAGCACUUAGAGAAGAUCCUGAACGUGGAUGAAUUUGUCAAGAGAGUUUUCUCAGUAAUCCACAGCAACGAUCCGGUUGCUCGGGCUAUUACGCUGCGGAUGUUGGGCAGCAUGGCAUCUAUCAUUCCAGAAAGGAAGAAUGCACAUCACAGUAUCCGCCAGAGUUUGGAUUCCCAUGAUAAUGUGGAAGUUGAAGCUGCUAUAUUUGCUGCUGCCAACUUUUCUGCACAAUCUAAGGAUUUUGCUGUUGGAAUCUGUAAUAAAAUCAGCGAGAUGAUUCAAGGUUUGGCCACACCUGUGGACUUGAAGCUGAAGCUGAUCCCUAUUCUGCAGCACAUGCACCACGAUGCCAGCUUGGCCUCCAGCUCCCGGCAGCUGCUGCAGCAGCUGGUGACAUCCUACCCCUCCACCAAGAUGGUCAUUGUCACCCUGCACACCUUUACUCUGCUUGCUGCUUCUUCUUUGGUAGACAUUCCCAAGCAGAUCCAACUUUUGUUGCAGUACUUGAAAAAUGACCCCAGGAAAGCCGUGAAGAGGCUUGCAAUCCAGGAUUUGAAGCUGUUGGCUAACAAGACACCACAUACAUGGAGCAGAGAAAAUAUUCAGGCACUCUGUGAAUCUGCUCUUAAUACUCCUUAUGACAGCUUGAAAAUGGGCAUGUUAUCUGUUCUUUCCACGUUAUCAGGGACCAUUGCCAUUAAACAGUACUUCAGCAGUGCUCCAGGAGCAGCAGCUACAACUGCAAGGUCAUUUGAUUUGGUAAAACUAGCACAGGAGUGCUGUUACCAUAAUAACCGUGGCAUUGCAGCUCAUGGAGUGAGAAUUCUGACCAAUAUAUCAGCCUCUUGCCAGGAAAAAGAUCUUCUGCCUUUGGAGCAAGAUGCAGUUUUUGGCUUAGAAGCUCUUCUUGUUCUCUGUAGUCAAGAUGACAGCCCAGGAGCUCAGGCAACCCUAAAGAUCACGCUGACUUGCAUGGUGAAGCUGGUGAAGUGCCGCCCUCACCUGAGCCAGUCCGUGGUGGAAUCCCUGCUGGCACAGCUGCACAGUGCCCAGGACAAUGCCAGGAUCCUGAUGUGCCACUGCCUAGCAGCCAUUGCCAUGCAGCUGCCUGUCUUGGCAGAUGGGAUGCUAGGAGACCUAAUGGACCUCUAUAAAUUAAUUGGACAAUCUGCCACAGAUAAAAAGCAGGAACUCUUGGUUUCUCUUGCCACAGUGAUAUUUGUUUCCAGUCAGAAAGCUUUGUCCACAGAAAUCAAAACUGUUAUCAAACAGCAGCUUGAGAAUGCCUCCAAUGGAUGGACAGCCUACAGGAUAGCUAGGCAGGCUUCCAGGAUGGGCAACCACGACAUGGCCAGAGAACUGUACCAGAGCCUGCUGACCCAAGUGGCUUCAGAGCACUUCUACUUCUGGCUGAACAGCCUGAAGGAGUUCUCCCAUGCAGAGCAGUGCCUGACAGGCCUGCAGGAGGACAACUACAGCUCUGCACUCUCCUGCAUCGCUGAAGCCUUGAAAUCCUACCACAAGGGAAUAGCAUCACUGACGGCUGCUAGUACGCCACUUAAUCCUCUGAGCUUUCAGUGUGGAUUUGUGAAACUCAGGAUUGACCUUCUGCAAGCUUUUUCUCAACUUAUUUGUACCUGCAACAGCCUAAAAACAAGUCCACCCCCAGCGAUUGCUACAACAAUCGCUAUGACAUCAGGAAAUGAUCUCCAGAGGUGUGGACGCAUCUCCAACCAGAUGAAACACUCAAUGGAGGAAUUCCGAAGCUUGGCUACACGGUAUGGAGAUCUGUAUCAGUCAUCUUUUGAUGCAGACUCAGCAACUCUAAGGAAUGUAGAACUACAACAGCAGAGCUGCCUGUUGAUUUCACAUGCAAUAGAAGCUCUGAUUUUGGAUCCAGAAGCUGCAAGUUUCCAGGAAUAUAGCUCAAAUGGGACAGCUCAUGUUGAAAGUGAAUAUGAAAGAAGAAUGAUGUCUGUGUUUAAUCACGUACUAGAGGAAGUGGAAUCCCUCAACAGGAAGUAUGCUCCUGUGUCUUACUUGCAUACAGCUUGUCUGUGCAACGCAGUCAUUGCCUUGUUGAAGGUUCCCCUUUCAUUUCAAAGGUACUUUUUCCAAAAGUUGCAGUCUACAAGUAUUAAGCUUGCUCUAUCCCCAUCUCCAAGGAACCCAGCAGAGCCUAUAGCAAUACAGAACAACCAGCAACUGGCCCUCAAGGUGGAAGGAGUGGUUCAGCACGGAUCUAAACCGGGCCUUUUCCGGAAAAUCCAAUCCGUCUGUCUCAAUGUCUCUUCAGUGCUGCAGAGCAAAUCUGGACAAGACUAUAAGAUUCCUAUUGACAACAUGACCAAUGAAAUGGAGCAGAGGGUGGAACCGCACAACGACUACUUCAGCACCCAGUUCCUGUUAAACUUUGUGAUCCUUGGCACCCACAACAUCACCGUGGAGUCCUCUGUGAUCGAUUCAAAUGGCAUUGUCUGGAAAACUGGACCUAAAACAACGAUUUUUGUCAAGUCUCUUGAGGACCCAUACUCUCAGCAGGUUCGUCUCCAGCAGCAGCAAGGACAGCCUCCAUCCCAGCAGCAGCAGCAGAGAACUGCCUACUCACGCUUUUGAUUCCCAGAAGUGACUCUCUCCUGGUCAACUGGUGUCGAAGCUUUUCUUGGACACUUUUUUUCUUUUUUAAUAUUUUUUGGAAGACUUUUUAUUAUAACCUUCUCCUAGAAAGUCUCAGAUGCCAGUUGGUUGCUUUUUAAAUUAUCUGGGGUAAAUUUGAACUUGAUUCAGCAGAGGCAGCUGUUCAAAUUCAGAGUUGUGCUCUUAGUAUAAGAACUUCUACCUGAUCUCUGACUUCUGUUUACAAACCUGUCCCAGCAGGCUCCACAAAUUACAAUAGCAGGGGACACUAAGAGCUAGUUGGCUGGUACUUUCCAUGCAGUUGUUUUUUGAAGCACAUAGGUUCUAAUGUCAGGCUUACAGGGCAUUGGGAAACACUUCACUUUGGCCGGUUGUACAGAAAUGAGUGUUACACCAAGUGUGUGUCUUUUAAUGUGAAGGAAUUGGCAGGAAUAUCCAGAGAUCCUUUUUCUAGCAUUUUAAUAGCAAGUUCCAGUAUUUGGCUGGUAUAUGUAUGUUAUUACAAUUCAUCAGCACUACUUAAUGCAUGCAGCUGAAAGAAAAAAUUGCUCUUCACUUGUGAUACCCAGUCACUGCAGAGGGAGGAGACUGCUUGAGGGGUUGAUGUCUGGGGAGUCUUGCAAGGGGCAGAGUUUUACAGGUGGGAAUAAUCACUGUCUCUCAGAUGAUAUGGAAGAUAUUACUGUGUUGUUUUUAAAUUUUCAUGUAUCUGUAUUUCUGAAGCCUUCAGUUUUGUUGGGGUUUUUUUACUUGCUCUUUUAAGAGGGAAAUUAAAAUGAAUGACAAGCU
Molecule: messenger RNA, 3719 nt
Organism: Catharus ustulatus (Swainson's thrush)
Lineage: Eukaryota; Metazoa; Chordata; Aves; Passeriformes; Turdidae
Gene: INTS7
Product: integrator complex subunit 7
Exons: 20
Coding region: 24-2909 (961 amino acids)
Biological process (GO): snRNA 3'-end processing
Cellular component (GO): integrator complex
Source: RefSeq, a predicted model, not a curated record